AGAGGAAUCGCACUCUGCUGCUUUCCGCUCAGCAAAUUCUGCUUUGGUCUUCUGGAUGGCCCAAGAUGACAGAAAUGAGUAUGUUCCAGAAUGUCAAAUUUCAGGGGAAGGAAAGAUUCUGAGAGGCAAAGUCUGUCCAGGUGAUGGAAGAAUAAAGGAGGAAGUGGUGUUUCUUCCAAAUGUGGCAACUUCAGCCCAGGCCCUCCAAAAUAUCUCCAGGAGCCAAGAGAAGUCACAGAUAAACGCCUCACCGCCAAGAUGCCGCCGCAAAAGAUCUCAUGUGCUAGGCUCAGGGGCUUCCAAUAAUGUACUGGGCAUCCUAGAGAGACCUCUGGCCACUGGCUCAGCCCAGCGUGUGCCAGAGAAGCCUUUCCAUUGCAUUGAUUGUGGGAAGAGCUUCUCACAGAGCUCCAACCUGAUAGAACACCAGAGAAUACACACCGGAGAGCGCCCAUUCACCUGCAGCGAGUGUGAGAAGAGCUUCAGUCGCAGCAGCACUCUUGUAGAGCACCAGCGUACACACACGGGUGAAAAGCCAUACACAUGCACCGAGUGUGGGAGGGGCUUUAGCCGUAGUUCCACUCUCACAGAGCACCUGCGCACUCACACCGGGGAGACGCCCUUCCCAUGCCGAGAAUGUGGGAAGGCCUUCAGCCGCACUUCCAACCUUGUGAAGCACCUGCGCACCCACUCGGGUGAGAAGCCAUACACAUGUGCGCUCUGUGGGAAGCGCUUCUCUCUUAGUUCCAACCUCCUCAAGCACGAGCGCACCCACUCGGGGGAGAAGCCCUUCCCGUGCACCCUCUGUGGGAAGUGCUUCAAGAAGAAGACCCACCUAGUGUCCCACCAUCGAGUGCACACUGGGGAGCGGCCUUACCGAUGUGAAGAAUGCGGGAAGUGCUUCUCCCAAAGCUCCAUCCUGAUUGAGCACCAGAGAAUCCAUACAGGUGAGAAGCCCUACAAAUGUGCACACUGUGGGAAAUGCUUCUGUGUAAGCUCAAACCUCAUCAAGCACCAGAGAAUUCACACAGGUGAGAAACCCUAUGCAUGCUCUAUCUGUGGGAAGGCCUUCCGUUACAAGCCCCAGUUCACCCGUCACCAGAAACAGGUGCACCCAGAAGAAAAGGAAGAGGAAUCGGUUACUACUCUCACCUUGGGGCCCUGGACAGAGAGACUCCCUCUCAUACAAGUCUCUGAGAAAGCAUAGAAUUAGGAGACCUGAUGGUUUCUUUGUGAUUGUACCCCUGCUCACUACAGGCUGCAUUAGAACUGUGGCCAGGCCUCUUUGUGGCUGCCAUUCAACUAGUCUUAGCCCUUUGAGUGACUCUUCUCUGGUGGACUAAUCUACUCUGCCAUCAAUUCUUUCCCUCUGUAUCCUUGGUCUGACAGAGUAAUCUGACUUUCUUCUGCUGCACCAUCCAGUGGGUUAUGUCCUGUUCUUUCCCAAGAAAGAAGAACUCACAGAAGAAAAUAUAAAAUAUAAUCGGAGCUCUAUAAUCCAUGCAUAUAGUCUGGGUUGUGUCUGGAGAAGGCUCAGCACUCAAACUAGGGUUUCAGUAUUCAGUAGGAUGAUCUUUGAUGCUCUUCCCAAGUCUUUAUUGCUGCUGACUUUCUUACCUAGUUCAUAUGUCCAUGGUGUAGGGCUGCAAACAGCCACACACCUAGCUAUUUUGAGUAAGAAGGUAUUGCUCCCAGGUAACUAGACUAGAAUGCAUUUUAAAUGGAGAAGAGUUGGUUCUUUCUUUCAAGCCUAACCAAUAUAUGACCAGGUGGGCUAUAAUCUUUGUGAAGUAAUCUGUUAAUCUGUUUUACUGACCACCUAACCCUUGUCUCUGUGCUCUUCUCUCAUUGCAUUUACCAUCAGUGAUGUCAAGGACACUACCAAAAUUCCACCAACCAUAUUUAACAUAGCACUUCAAAUCAAAAUGCUCCAGUUUGCUGGACAAGGAAUUACAUUUCCCAGGAACAAUAGAUCUGAAUGCUGGGGAAACACAAUAUCUCCCCCACCCAAACCGAAACACUUCCCAGAGAGAGGAUGUCUAGCUCUUUCUCACGAAAAGAGCAAUAGCCCCAUAUCUAUAUGCUCUGAUGUCUUAUCCAAAGCAUUAUGGUGAAGCUGCUCUACUUAGGAUGUUUUAUUCAGAAUAUAGAAUAAAGAUGCGUUGCUGCCAAAAGUGUGUUACAUCUUACCUUUAUUACUAAUCAUGCAACUUUCAAAUAGCAAUUCUAAAGAAGUGGUGUGAAUCUGCAGUAGAAAAAGACAAGACUGCAAAAAAUUCUCAUGCACAUAUAUACCACGAUGCAUAUACUGGGCAAGGAGGUGGUAUAGCCACUCUGGUUUUCUUUAUUGUUUUCUAUAAUAUCUCUGAAACUGAAUGUUUUCAUUUCUGUGUAUUGGCAGCCCUUGAGAAAAAUCAUAUAAAUCAUGUAUAUCUUGAUCAUGAAAAAUAAAUGUUUUUCACCCCGUUUGUUCAUAUCCAUCCA
Molecule: messenger RNA, 2484 nt
Organism: Varanus komodoensis (Komodo dragon)
Lineage: Eukaryota; Metazoa; Chordata; Lepidosauria; Squamata; Varanidae
Product: zinc finger protein 883-like
Exons: 3
Coding region: 56-1207 (383 amino acids)
Biological process (GO): regulation of transcription by RNA polymerase II
Cellular component (GO): nucleus
Molecular function (GO): DNA-binding transcription factor activity, RNA polymerase II-specific; RNA polymerase II cis-regulatory region sequence-specific DNA binding
Source: RefSeq, a predicted model, not a curated record